AUGGUCAUGCGGAAAAGUGUUCGUAUUCUAUUGGUUGGAGAUCGGAGUGUGGGUAAAACCUCUCUAAUUUUGUCAUUGGUCAGCGAAGAAUUCAAUGAAGAUGUUCCUCCAAAAGCAGAAGAGAUUACUAUUCCGGCUGAUGUUACCCCUGAGCAAGUUCCUACCCACAUAGUAGAUUUUUCUGCUGUUGAACAAACUGAAGAACAGCUAGUAGAUGAGAUUCAACGGGCUCAUGUUGUAUGUGUUGUGUAUAGUGUUGAUGAUGAAGACAGCUUAGAACAUGUCACAACACAUUGGUUGCCUCUGGUACGCUCAAGUGCUCAGGGGUCACCUUUACCAGUAAUUUUGGUUGGGAAUAAAGUUGAUCUAGUUGACUACUCCACCAUUGAUAUGGUUAUGAGUAUUAUGGAGGAAUAUCCUGAAAUUGAAAGUUGUGUUGAGUGCUCUGCUAGGACAUUGAAAAAUAUUUCAGAGAUGUUCUAUUAUGCACAAAAGGCUGUGCUGCAUCCCACUGGACCACUUUAUGUCCUUGAGAGUCAAGAUUUAACUGAAGAAUGCAAGAAAGCUCUUACAAGAAUAUUUAAGAUCUGUGACUUAGACAAUGAUGGGCUGCUGUCAGAUACAGAACUAAAUGUUUUUCAGAAGCGUUGCUUUAAUGCUCCUUUACAGCCUCAGGUGUUGGAGGAUGUGAAGGCAGUCCUUAGCAAAAAUAUAAAUGAUGGAGUGCAGAAUAAUUGCAUUACAUUAAAAGGAUUUUUAUUUUUGCACUGUUUAUUUAUUCAACGUGGACGUAAUGAAACUGUGUGGACAGUUCUUCGUAAAUUUGGUUAUAAUGAUUCUCUUAGAGUGACUAAGGACUAUUUAAUACCAAGUGUAAGAGUUCCUCACGGCUGCACAUCAGAGCUAAAUCACCGCGGUCAGCACUUCCUUCAGAAAUUAUUUGAGAAACAUGAUAAGGAUCGUGAUGGGGCACUUUCCUUUACUGAAAUGAGUUGUCUCUUUUCCACCUGUCCCACUCCACCAUGGCAUCCAGAUUUUAAGAGAACUGUUGUUACCAAUUCGCGUGGUUGGAUGACAAUGCAAGGCUUUAUGUCUUAUUGGUCUCUGAUUACUCUGAUGGAUCUUCCACUUGCUUUGGAGCACCUUGGUUUCUUGGGGUACAACAUCAUUGAAAAUGAGAGUCAUGCGAAUGCUGUUCAUGUAACAAGAGAAAAGAGCCUUGAUCUGGCCAAAAAGCAAUCUAGUAGAAAUGUGUAUCAGUGCCAUGUUAUUGGUCAACAGAAGUCAGGAAAAUCUUCCUUCUGUGCUUGUCACAUAGGGCACACAUUAGAUGUUAAGGGGAAGUAUGUUAAGCGAGAUGGAAGUCCUCCAAGCCUUACAGUUAACUCAGUUCUGGUGUAUGGUCAAGAAAAGCAACUCAUUUUAAGAGAGGUAGAAGCCAAGGGUAUGGCAGACCCCUUAAUGACUGAAGACACCCAAUGUGAUGUGGUCUGUUUGGUUUAUGAUAGCAAUCAUCCAAAAUCCUUUGAAUAUGUGGCAGAAAUCUAUUUGCGAUACUUUGAGGGCAGUAAGAUUCCAGUAUUAGUAGUUGCAAAUAAAAGCGAUCUUCCGCCUGUGAGACAAGAUUACAUACACCAGCCGGAUGAAUUCUGCUCCCGACACAAGCUGGCCCCACCGCACUUGUUUAGUGCUCUUCCGUCACCAACUGGGUCUUCACAACAUCCAGACAAAGAUGUCUAUGUGAAGCUGGCUACAAUGGCUGUAUUCCCUCGCUUCCAGGCUGCAUGGGUACUUUUCUACAGGCAUAGGCACCUCCGACAACUGACCAUUAUGGCCAGUGAUAAAGAAAUGUGGUGGCGAGCGGGACUUGGAGUAGCAGCCCUUACUGCUAUUGGUUUCCUUAUAUCUCGACUCUUCAGAGGAGAGCAUCGAUAGACUUUUUUGUUAACUUUUCCUUUUAUAAUUAUGUAGAAUCGUUAGUGAUAGUGUCCAAGCAGAAUCAAAGUUAAAUGAUCCUCCCCUUAGUGAUAUAGUCAUUCAAAUGCUGAUGACUGGUAGCAUUAAAGCUUUUUCUUCUGUUCACCAACACAAGUUGAACUUUUCUCUUUUGUGUUAAUUGUUAAAAAUAAACUUGAAAGUGAAAACCUGAAAUUAAAUACCGACAUAAAGGAUGUGUAGUUUUAACUGCCUUCUAGUCUUAAAUAGUGUCCGGAAGUCAAAAGUAUUUUUUUAAAGUCUGCAUAAGUUUUGCAUGAAUGCCAAAUUUAUAUUUUAAGAAUUAAUAUAAGGCAAGAUUUUUGAA
Messenger RNA from Thrips palmi, 2302 nucleotides. RefSeq names its product mitochondrial Rho GTPase (gene Miro). The record is from RefSeq and is a predicted model, not a curated record. The coding region runs from base 1 to 1935 and encodes 644 amino acids. Gene Ontology annotation, molecular function: GTP binding; GTPase activity; calcium ion binding. The transcript has 14 exons. Lineage: Eukaryota; Metazoa; Arthropoda; Insecta; Thysanoptera; Thripidae. Gene Ontology annotation, biological process: small GTPase-mediated signal transduction; mitochondrion organization. Gene Ontology annotation, cellular component: mitochondrial outer membrane.